Messenger RNA from Dentiscutata heterogama, 300 nucleotides. The record is from the annotation of a GenBank genome assembly. NCBI's taxonomy places the organism in Eukaryota, Fungi, Glomeromycota, Glomeromycetes, Diversisporales, Gigasporaceae.
AUGGCUGAUACUAGAUAUUUACCGGUAUUAAAAUUAAUAGCUUCUGCUCUUGCAAAAUUUCCACCUUAUAUAGGCCAAGAACUACCUGAUGAUUACUUGAAUAAAGUUAUUCAAUCAUGGGCAUAUCUUGAAGAGCAUAUGAUGGUUCUUGAAAAUGCAAAUACAGGAGAUUUUAACAAUGCGGUCAAGUAUAAUAUUUUAAAAUCUAUAAUAGGUGGAAAAUAUAUUCCAGUACCGGCAAAUAAUAAUCUUGUAGUAGGAAAUCUAGCUAUAAAUUCUCCAGAUACAUUACGGGCUUGA